Molecule: messenger RNA, 18894 nt
Organism: Nipponia nippon (crested ibis)
Lineage: Eukaryota; Metazoa; Chordata; Aves; Pelecaniformes; Threskiornithidae
Source: RefSeq, a predicted model, not a curated record
AUGGCAUUAAAAUGUGCCACAGUGAUUCUCUGGAUGCCCUCUGCUUCUUUAUUAGUUUAUUUGCUUUUAGCAUUACUCAUUCAUUUCACAUCUGGAGAAACAGAAGUGAAGUUCAGUGGACAAACAGAAUUUGUAGUUAAUGAAACAAGUACAACUGUUAUACGUCUUGUAAUUGAAAGGACAGGGAUUCCUGCUAACAUCACAGCAAUUGUGUCGAUUGAUGGAGAAAACACAGGAGACUUUUUUGACACAUAUGCAGCUGCAUUUAUACCCGAUACAGAAACAAACCGAACAGUGUAUAUAUCUGUCUGUGAUGACGAUCUUCCAGAGGCUGAUGAGACAUUCACGUUUUACUUGACAUUACCAAAACCAUCUGCAAGGAUAAAGCUUGGCUCACCCAAAUCUGUCACUGUAACAAUCUUAUCAAAUGACAAUGCCUUUGGAAUAAUUUCUUUUAACAUGUCUGCCUUAAUCACAGUGAAUGAGCCCAGGGGCAGAAAUGAAUUUCUGGCUCUCACUCUAAUUAGGGAGAGGGGAACCUAUGGGACAGUCAUCAUAACUUUUGAGAUAGAAGAUGGACCAAACCCAGCUGAAGAAGACUUAAGUCCAGCUAGGGGAAAUAUUACAUUUACCCCUGGGAGAUCAAUGCUGAUUUAUAAUUUAACAGUGCUUGAUGAUCAGAUACCUGAAAAUGAUGAAUUGUUUGUUGUUCAUCUGAGGAGCGUGGAGGGAGGAGCUGAAAUCAACAACACAAAAAAUUCUGUUCAGAUUAAUAUUAAGAAAAAUGACAGUCCUGUGCAUUUUGUUCAGAGUGCUUAUAUGGUGCCUGAGGAAGUUGAUCUGGUAACAAUUCAAGUGAUUCGUGGUAAGGAUGUCAGUGGAAAAUUAAUUGGACCUGAUGAACAUGAAGUCUCUGUCAGUUACGCCAUCAUAACUGGUGACUCAACAGCACAUGCGCAGCUUAAUGUAGACUUCCUAGAUCUACAGCCAAAUGCAACUAUCUUUUUCCCACCUCUAGUUCAUGAAACGUAUAUGAAAUUUAAGAUCCUUGAUGAUGCCAUACCAGAAAUUGCUGAGACCUUUCAGAUUAUGCUUCUUAAGGACACUUUGCAGGGAGAUGCUGUUUUGGUUAAUCCAUCUGUUGUUCAUGUCACCAUCCAACCGAAUGAUAAACCCUAUGGAGUACUAUCAAUCAACAGUAUCCUGUUUGCUCAGACUGUUAUCAUUGAUGAAGACCAGAUUUCAAGGUUUGAAGGGAUCAUGAUUGUGAGAAAUGGUGGAACACAUGGAAAUGUUUCUGUUACCUGGGUUAUAAUCCGAAAUAGCAGUGAUCCCUCACCUGUGACUGCAGACCUCAUUCCAGAGACCGGGGAGAUAUGUUUUGAUCAAGGACAGAUGCUGGUAACACUUCCUCUGAACGUUAUUAAUGAUGAUAUACCAGAAGAGGCAGAGCCCUAUCUUCUGAAACUCUUAGCUCAUACAAUACAGGGAGGUGCAGAAGUCAGUGAACCAUCUGAGCUUCUGUUUUACAUUCAGGACAGUGACGAUGUUUAUGGUCUAAUAAAAUUUUAUCCUUUGGAGAAUCAGAAGAUUGAAAGUAAUCCAACGGGACGCUUUCUAUCCUUGAGUUUUGCAAGGGAGAGAGGAACAGUUGGAGAUGUGCAGUUGGUUUAUACUGCACUGUAUAUUCCAGCUGGAGCUCUGGAUCCUGAGAGAGCGAAAGAUGGCAUUCUAAAUAUGUCUAGAAGAAGCAUUCUCAUGUUUCCAGACGGAAAGACACAGGAUACUUUAAAUAUACCAAUAAGAAAUGAUGCAUUUCUUCAGAAUGGUGCUCAUUUCCUCGUACAGCUGGAAAAAGUUGAGCUGGUGAAUAGAAUUCCUCUAGUCCCACCUGUGAGUCCUAGAUUAGGUGAGAUUCGAAAUAUUUCUCUCAGGAUUACUCCAGAUAUUGCAAAUGGAGAAAUAGGCUUCACUAGCAAUCUUCCAAUUAUUCUUUCUGAGCCAGAAGAUUCUGCUGAUAGAGUGGUUUCCAUUGCAUUGCAUCGAGAUGGGACUGAUGGUCAAGCAACUGUGUUUUGGAGUUUGAAACCCUCUGGUGUCAAUCAAAAGGCAGUAACACAUGAUGAUAUAAGUCCUUUUAAUGGCUCUGUCGUUUUCUUAUCUGGACAAAGUGAUACUACAAUCAACAUUACUAUUAAAGCUGAUGAUAUACCUGAAAUGAAUGAAACUGUGUUAUUAACUUUGGACAGGGUCAGUGUGGAAAAUCAAAUACUGAAAUAUGGGUUUACUACUUGUGAAAUUAUUAUUUUGGAAAAUGAUGAUCCUGGAGGAGUUUUCGAAUUUUCUCCCGCUUCCAGAGGUCCCUACAGUAUCAAGGAAGGGGAGUCUGUCGAACUGCAGAUUGUCCGCAGCAGAGGAAGUCUCGUCGGGCAGUUUCUACGCUACACUGUAGAACCAAGAGACAAUAACGAGUUUUAUGGAAGCACAGGAAUUCUGGAGUUUAAGCCUGGUGAAAGAGAGAUCAUAAUUACUCUUCUGACAAGGAUGGAUGGGAUUCCAGAGCUGGACGAGAUAUAUUCUGUGGUGCUCAGUGGCUACAGUGAAAUGCCAGGCAAGUUGGGGAAUGCCACAGUGGUCAAUAUAACCAUUUUGAAGAAUGAUGAUCCACAUGGUGUCAUUCAGUUUCUACCUGAUGAACUAUCAGUAACAAUACAGGAAAGUAAAGGAGAAAUCAUCUAUGCUGCUGCUUACAGAGUUGUCAGAAACCAAGGAAACUAUGGCAAUGUUAGUGUGUCUUGGGUUGUUGACCCAGCAUGUACCAAUGACAUCUAUCCAGAAGAAGGGACUAUUUUCUUUGAUAAUCUGGAGUUUUCAAAAAAUAUCACCAUUUACUCACUGCCAGAUGAGGUACCUGAAGAGAUGGAAGUAUUCAUCAUCAGCUUAUUCAGUGCUGCUGGUGGAGCCAGGCUGGGCAAUAUAACCAGUGCAAUUUUACAAAUUACAAGGAAUGAUGAUCCCAUUUAUUUUGCAGAACCUCUGACAGUGAACGUUAAAGAAGGAAGUGUUGCAAACUUUACAGUCCUAAGGAAUGGAUCUGCUGAUGUUGCUGUUGCUGUACAGUAUAUUACUGUUAAUGGAGAUGCAACAGCUGAAGAGGGAGACUUUGUUCCCAGUGGAAAGAGCAGUGUCAUUUUGUUUGAUGUUGGAGCAAGAGAGCAGAACUUAUCUGUGUAUAUUAAUGACGAUGAUAUCCCUGAAACUGAUGAAACAUUUUAUAUCUUCCUUUUGAAUUCUACAGGGGAUACUGUUAUCUUGAAGUAUGGAGUGGCUACAGUUAUUAUUGAAGCAAAUGAUGAUCCUAAUGGAAUUUUCUCCUUGGAACCUGUAGAGAAGCCAGUGGAAGAAGGCAAAAGUAACACUUUUUUGGUUUUGAGACAUAGAGGACACUUUGGCAAUGUCUCAUUGACUUGGCAGCUCUUUGAUAAUGACUCUGCGCUGAGGCCGGGAGAAGAGUUCUAUGAAACUUAUGGGACUGUGUGCUUCAUGGACAGUGAAGGAUCAAAGCCAAUAACACUCCAUGCUAUUUCAGAUAGAAUUCCUGAGUUCAAUGAAUUUUACAUUCUAAAGUUGGUGAAUGCUUCAGGUGGGUCUCCUGGUCCUGGUGGUCAGUUAUCUGAAACAAGCCUUGGUGUAACUGUGAUGAUCCCAUUCAAUGAUGACCCUUUUGGAGUCUUUGUUAUAGAUCCAGAGAGCCAGGACAGAGAGAUAGUGGAAGAUGUUCUUUCUGAAGAUGACCUUUCCUAUAUUACAGACUUCACCAUCUGGAGACAACAAGGCACCUUUGGUGUUGUCCGGUUAGGUUGGGAAAUACUGUCUAGUACAUUCCAAGCUGGACUACCAUCAAUGGUAGACUUCUUGUUGCUGGGAUCAUUUCCAAGUUCAGUACAAUCCCAGCCUCACAGGAGGCGUCAUCAUAGUGGAACAGAUGCUUUGUAUUUCAGUGGAAAAGACGAUGCAUUUGGGAUUAUUGGUCCAGAAUACCCGUACAAUGGAAAUACUGCAGUAACCAAUUUUACGUUUUCAGCAUGGUUAAUUCCUAAUGUCAGUACUGAUGGUUACAUAGUUGAAAAGGAUGAUGAUAAUGGGUCCUUAUAUUAUGGCGUGAAAAUCCAGACAAAUGAUUCUCAUGUUUCUGUAGUGCUUCAUUAUACAGCAUUAGGAUCCAAUAUGACAUACAUGGCUAAAGCAGCAGUCCUGAAAUACCUGGAUGAAAAUACUUGGCUUCACCUCCUGAUUACUCUGGAUGAAAGUAUAAUUGAAUUUUACAUGGACGGAAUUCCAGUUCUGGGAGGAAUUAAGAGCCUUAAAGGAGAAGCAAUUGCUGAUGGUGAGCCAAUAGCCUGCAUUAUUUUUCUCCAUAUGUAAAGUUCACACAAUAGGAAUGAUAGGUACACAGGGCUAAUGCAGGAUGUAAGGCUUUAUGAGCGUAAAUUGACACGAGCAGAGAUCUAUGAACUCCAUGCAACUCCUGCAAAGAGUGAUGUCCACCCUGUCUCUGGGUAUUUGGAGUAUCGGCAAGGAGAGACCAAUAAAUCAUUCAUUGUGUCUGCAAAGGAUGACAAAGAGGAAGAAGGAGAGGAGUUAUUCAUCCUAAAGCUCAUUUCUGUGCGUGGUGGAGCUCGAAUUUCACAAGAAAAUACUACAGCAAGAUUAAGAAUACAGAAAAGUGAUAACGCUAAUGGUUUAUUUGGCUUCACUGGAGCAUGUAUUCCUGAGACUGCUGAUGAGGGUUCCACUAUAUCCUGUGUCGUGGAGCGUACAAGGGGAGCCCUGGACUAUGUGUAUAUAAAUUACAUUAUCUCGCAGGUUGAUUCCACUGGCAUUAAUUACUCUGUUACCGAUUUUUCUAACAGCACUGGCACUAUCACAUUCCUUCCUUGGCAGAGGUCAGAGGUCUUAAAUUUGCAUGUUAUUGAUGAUGACAUUCCAGAGCUAAAUGAAUAUUUCCGUGUGACAUUAGUCUCUGCAGUGUCUGCAGAUGGAAAACUAGGUUCAACUCCUACCAGCGGAGCAAGUAUAGAUCCAGAAAAGGAAACUACUGAUAUCAGCAUCAAAGCCAGUGACCACCCAUAUGGUCUACUACAGUUCUCUGUGGGGCCACCUCCUCAGCCAGGUGAUGAAAUGAUUCUGCCAGCCUCUGCUGUGCCCCAUAUUACAAUCAAAGAAGAAGUUGGACACAUCAGAUUACUGGUAGUUCGUGCACAAGGCCUUCUUGGAACAGUUCUGGUGGAAUACAGAACAGUGCCACUUACAGCUUUCAGUCCUAAAGAUUAUCAGGCUGUUGUGGGCACGCUGGAAUUUCAGCCAGGAGAAAGAUACAAGUACCUUACUGUUAACAUCACUGAUAAUUCUAUUCCUGAAUUAGAAAAAACUUUUAAAGUAGAGCUGUUGAACCCAGAAGGAGGAGUUGCUGAGCUCUUUAGAAAUGAUGGCAGUGGUAGUGGUGAUGGGAACAUGGAUUUCUUCCUUCCAACUGUCCAUCAGCAUGCUAGCUUGGGAAUUGCAUCCCACAUCCUUGUGACUGUUGAGGCUUCUGAUGAUGCUCAUGGUGUGUUUGAGUUCAGUACUGACUCACUCGCGGUAAAUGGAACUGAGCCUGAAGAUGGAGAUAGCAAUAUUGUGCUGCAGGUUGUGAGAAAGCAUGGGGCCUUGUCUCAGGUGACACUGCACUGGAUUGUGGUCUGUGAUCUCACCAAAGACCUGAUCUCUGCAGAAGGGAAUGUAACGUUUGACGUUGGCCAAGCAAGAGCAAAUAUUACAGUACAGGUUUCUCCUGAUGAAGUUCCUGAAUUGGAUAAGGUGUUUUCAGUUUUGAUCAUCAAUGUCUCCAGUGGUCGUCUUGGAAAUCAUACUAAUGCAACAUUAACUAUUUUAGCUAAUGACGAUCCAUAUGGAGUCUUCAUCUUUUCUGAGCAAAACAGACCAAUAAAAGUUGAGGAAGAAACAAAAAAUAUCUCCCUGACAAUAAUAAGGCGUGGUGGUCUCCUCGGUACAGUAAUGGUGACAUACAGAACUAUUGGUGAUGACGAAAAGUCACCCUUUCUUCCACCUGAUGUUGUUAGAGCAAUAGAGGGAAAAGAUUAUAUACCCAUUACAGGUUACAUGGUCUUCGCAGCCAAUGAAAGUGAGGCCACAAUAUCUUUGCCUGUUUUGGAUGAUAAUGAUCCUGAGAGGUCAGAAUCUGUUUUUGUGGAGCUAAGCAGUAUUGUUUUGAUUGAGGAAGUACAGGAUCGGCCAAUUCUAAAUUCUCCUCGACUUGGAUUAGUGGGUGAGACAAUAGCUCAUGUAAUUAUCAAUGCCAAUGAUGAUGCUUUUGGAACACUUCAGCUUUCAGCUUCAACUGUGCGAGUUGCUGAAAAUUAUGUUGGACCAAUCAUUAACGUGACAAGAACUGGGGGAAUAUUUGCAGAUGUUUCUGUGAAAUUUAAAGCUAUGCCAAUAACUGCAACAGCUGGUGAGGACUACAGUGUAGCCUCAUCAGAUGUUGUCUUACUAGAAGGAGAAACAAGUAAAGCUGUGCCAAUUUAUAUAAUUAAUGAUAUCAAUCCUGAAGUUGAGGAGUCAAAUUAUGUUCAGCUGCUGAAUCAAACAACGGGAGGAGCUUUGCUUGGAUCUUUGACUAGGGCAAUCAUAAUUAUUGAGGCUUCUGAUGACCCUUUUGGAUCCUUUGUUUUUCAGAUUACCGAAUUCACUGUGGAGGAGCCUGACUUUGGAUCAGUAACCAUGAAUCUGCCAAUAAUCCGCAAUGCUGGGACACUCGGUAAUGUUACUGUUCAGUGGGUUGCUACCAUUAAUGGAGAUCCUGCUGAUGCUGACUUGCAGGUUGCCUUGGGUAAUAUUACUUUUGUCCCUGGGGAAGCCAUUCAGAUGUUGCUGUUGGAAAUCCUGGCUGAUGAUGUUCCAGAAAUAGAAGAAGUAAUUUGUGUCCGUGUAGAAUUAACUCAGGCCUCCAAUGGUGGUGCUAUCGGGUUAGAUGGCGUGGCAAAUAUUAUAAUACCUGCCAAUGAUAAUCCUUAUGGCACAGUUUUCUUUCAUCAAUCCUUAUAUCGAAUUCAGGAGCCACUAGAAAGAAAUUUGCUUGCAAAUAUAACAGUCAGGCGAAGUGGGGGAAGGUUUGGUCAGCUGCAGAUAUUUUACAGCACUUCUGAGACUGACGUUGUAGCUCUUGCCAUUGAGCAAGGUCAGGAUAUCCUGGCCUGUUACGAGUCUCCUGUACAAGGAAUUCCUGACCAACCAUCCAAGACCAGAGUGAAUGUGUCGUCGGCAAGUGACCCACUGUAUGCCUGUGCAACCCAGUGCCUAAAAGAACAAGCAUGUUCAGCCUUUACAUUUUCCAGUGCCUCUGAGAUUCCUCUCUGCCUUUGGCUGACAUCAGAGAUCGGCCCAUUAACUAACACUUCAGGAUUCUGGAUCUACAAGAAAAACGUCACCAGUGCAUCCGCUCUCUUUAGCACAAAAGCCAUCGCUGGCAGUGAUUAUGAAUCUAUUACAAGACAGUGGGCCAUAAUGCUGGAAGGGGAAGAGUUUGCAAAUCUCACAGUUACCAUACUCCCUGACAGUCUGCCAGAGUUGGAUGAGAAAUUCACUAUAUCCCUUCUGAAAGUUGAACUAAUGAACAUCUCAACCAGCUUAAAAAAUCAACCAACUAUAGGACAGCCAAAUACUUCCACAGUUAUCAUAAUGAUGAAUGGAGAUGCAUUUGGAGUAUUUAAGAUCUACAGCGUAAGUCCCAAUGUGACAGAGGAAGGUCUGUAUAUUGAAGUAGAAGAACAUCCUCAGACCAACGUGCAGCUAAUGAUACAUAGGACAGAAGGCAGCCUGGGACAGGUGACAGUGGAAUGGCGUGUGGUUGGUGGAACCGCUACCCCAAACUUGGAUUUUGUAGGUUUUGGUGAGAUUCUGGUGUUCGCUGAAGGGGAAACAAAAAAGAUGGUCACGCUGACCAUUUUAGAUGAUCCGGAGCCAGAGGAUAAUGAAAGUAUCAUACUCAGCCUGGUCCAUACUGAAGGAGGGAGUCGGAUUCUGCCCAGUUUUGACACUGUCACAGUGGUCAUUCUGGCAAGUGACAAUGUGGCAGGAAUUAUUAGCUUCCAGACAGCCUCAAGAUCUGUUAUUGGUCGUGAAGGAGAACAACUGCAAUUCCAUAUUGUAAGAACUGCCCCAGGACUGGGAAAUGUUACUGUUGAGUGGAAGAUAGUUGGGCAUAAUGUAAAACAAAAUUUUGAAAACUAUUCUGGAAUACCCUUUUUUUCUGAGGGGGCAUUGAAUGCAACAUUGCAUGUUCACUUGCUGGAUGACCAUAUUCCUGAAGAAAAAGAAGAAUACCAGAUCAUCUUAUACAACAUCAAAACAGAAGGAGUUUCUUCUUCAGGUGCUGCUGUUUUGGAUAGUCAAGGAUAUGAAGCUGUUCUGACAGUAGAAGCUAGUGAUGAACCACACGGAGUCUUGAAUUUUGCUUCCCCCUCCAGGGCAGUUUUAAUUCCAGAGGAAAAUAAAACAGUUCAGCUUUUUCUUAACAGAGAAUUUGGAUCUCUAGGUGUUAUCAAUGUUACGUAUGCCACAGUUCCAGGAUUGCCCACCUUAAGUAAUCAGACAGAAGGGACCUUGGCUGAACCAGGAGCAGAUUAUAUAGCUGUUUCUGGCUCACUGAUUUUGGAAGAAGGAGAAACAACAGCUGCCAUAAAUAUUACUAUUUUAGAGGAUGAUGUACCAGAGGUGCAAGAAUUCUUCUUGGUUAAUUUAACUUCAGUGGAACUCAUCAUGAACCAUUCAACUUCAUCCCCACCUAGGCUGGAUGUGGAAGGUUUAGCUUCUCAAAUUAUUAUUGAUUCUAAUGAUGGAGUAAGCGGAGUAAUUGAAUGGGAAAGUACCAAUUUUGAAGUUAAUGAAUCUCACUGGAAUCUGACAAUAAUGGCAUACCGAAACAGAGGAUCAUAUGGCAAUGUGUCUGUAUUUUUUUACGCUCAAAAUUUGGAAGCACAGCUGGGUUUGGAUUUUAAUGUGACCUCAAGGACUCUUUUUUUUGCUGAUGGAGAAAGGAAUAAGUCUGUUGUUGUUAUGAUUUUUGAUGAUGAUAUUCCUGAAGGUGAUGAGAAGUUCCAGUUAAUUUUGACAAAUCCCUCUCUGGGGCUGGAAUUAGGGGAGAACACAACAGCCACAAUUACUAUACUUGCCAAUGAUGAUGGCCAUGGAGUUUUGUCAUUCAAUAACAGCGAUCACUUCUUCCUAAGAGAACAAACAGCUCUCCAUUUGAUGGAAAGUGUUGCAGUAUUAAAUAUCAUUAGAGAACCUCCUCAGGGGAUAUAUGGCACUGUGACUGUUCAGUAUCUUGUAAGUGAAAUUAAUUCUUCAGAGGCAUCAGUGGAUUUGACCCCUUCUCAAGGAUAUGUUGUGCUGGAAGAGGGAGUCAGAUUCAAGACACUGCAUAUUUCUGCGAUAUUGGAUGAAGAACCAGAAAUGGAUGAGCACUUUAUUGUCACCUUGUUCAGUCCAACUGGAGGAGCCAGACUAGGCACAAGAGUGCAAACUAUGAUUACAGUAUUACAGAACCAGGCUCCACUAGGGCUUUUCAGCAUCUAUCCAGUUACAAAUAGGACAAAUUUCCUCAUAAUUGAAGAAGCCAACACUACAGUUUAUUUGAAAGUUUCACGGAGUAAUGGGCUCAACGGGUCUGUGAGUGUUGAGUGGGAGACAUUGUCGGAUACUGCAUUUGGCAUCAGGGGUAGUAUCAGUGUCCUGUCUGUCUUGCAAAGUUUUGUGGAAGAAUCAGCAUCUAGCUGGUGUUUCUUUACAUCAGGAGAAAUCCUGUAUGGUGUUCUGUUGCGUACGCCUCCAGCUACAUUUUCUACUGUUUACCAGUGGAAAGGAGUUUUUGUUCCUGUCGAGAAUUUCAGUAUGUGGAAUCCUAAGAGCUGUGUGUCUUUCCAAAUCCGUGCCUCUCCCUACCUUGUGAUUACUCAUGGAGCAGCCAGGCAAGGAGCUUCCAACAACAGUGUGUAUGCAUUCAUGCCUGAACGCAGACUGUUGAAGAUACAGACUCUCUCUAUUCUGGAUACCAGACAUGUGAAACAUUUUGCUGUGGAUGAAGAAGACUAUUUGAUUUUUGUGAGUCACACAACCAGUUCCAGUUCCAUCCAGGUUUUCCAGUGGAAUAAAGAUAUAUUUGUGCUGCAUCAUCAACUUCCACUUUACAGAGCUCUGAACAUAGCCUUGUUUCCUAGAGGAGGCGUUAUGUACCUAUUAGUUUCUUUGUCAAAUACCAGCCAGAACAUGCUCUUGUACCAGUGGUUGAAUAAUGAGUUUAGGAAUCUUCAUCAAUUACCAACAAAAGAAGUAAAACAUAUGGAGGCCUGGAUUUCUGGAUCUGAUAUCUAUUUAAUUAUUGCAAAAGUUUUGUAAUUUUGCUCCUUUGUAGAAUCUGGAAAUUCUUCCGAAAUUUUCAUCUGGGAGACAGGGCAGUCUACCUUUAGACACUUUCAGUCUCUUCCAGUCUGCGCUCUAAGAAACAUCCAUGUUUUCAUGCCUCCUUCAGGUUUAGUUCACAUCCUCCUAUCUGGUAAGGACACGACAGCACUGUAUUCUUGGAACUCAGAAAGCAACCAGUUUUCUGUAAUGCUGGAAGCCCCAUAUGUGGAUCAUAUCACUUCAGCUACUGCAACAUCUCUUAACUCCAGCAAGACCUUGAUUGCUCUGUCUGUAGAGCCCAACUGCCAGAUUUAUGAGCUGACCACUAUCUCCAACCAGUCAGAUUUUAUACCUAGUUCAGGUGAAUUGAUAUUUGAGCCUGGGGACAGGGAAGCUGUGAUAGCAGUCAAUAUCCUGGAUGACAUCAUACCAGAGGAGGAAGAAUGCUUCAAAGUGUUGUUGAAAAACCCUAAGGGAGGUGCAGAGAUUGGUGUUCAUGGUUUUGUUAACAUAAUUAUUCCUUCCAAUGACAAUGCCUACGGAGUCAUUGCAUUUGCUCAGAGUUCUUUAUUUAAGCAAGUUGAAGAAAUGGAACAGGACAACUUAAUCACCUUGAAUAUUGAACGUUUAAUAGGAACAUAUGGACGAGUUACAGUAGCGUGGAUUGCUAAUGGGAGCAUAAGUGAUGUAUUUCCAGCUUCAGGAAUGAUUACAUUUUCAGAAGGUCAGGCCCUGUCCACAAUCACCCUGACAAUUCUUGCGGAUGGUGUUGCAGAGCUUUCAGAGACUGUGGAAAUCACACUCACCCAUGUUACCACUGUGGGUGUUCAGGAUACCAAAAAAGGAGCUGUCAUUGAUCCCAAAAGGGCAAGAGCUGUACUUAUAAUUUUACCCAGUGACUCUCCACAUGGUGUGAUUGGGUGGCAUAUGGAGUCUCUCUUUGUUAAAGUCACAGAGCCAGAAGUGAAUUCAACUACUCUGACUUUACAAAUUGUUCGAGAGCAAGGGUUUGUUGGAGAGAUUGCAGUUCAGCUGAGCACUGCACCUAACUCUGAACUCCCCCUCUCCAACCAAGCAACAGAGAAUAAGGAUUAUGUACUGGAAAAGAAGACAAUCAUUAUGGCAGAGAACGCAACAAUAACUUCUGUCAUAGUCACUAUUUUGCCUGACAAUGUUCCAGAAUUACAGGAAGGAUUUAUAAUCAAUAUUACUGAUGUGCAACUGGUCGAUUCUCCCACUGGAGGUCAGCCAAGCGUGAAGAGGCUUGGGUUAGAAAUAGCUGAAAUAACAAUUGAAGAAAAUGAUGAUGCCAGAGGAGUAUUUAGUUUCAAUGUUACAAAGGAUAUAACUGGAGCUGUUGCUGGUUAUGAGGUACCACCACCACAGAAUAUACUGAAGCUUCCAGUUGUUCGACAGGCUGGGAGGUUUGGGUCAGCAACUGUGUAUUGGGAAGCCAUUCAUUCAACUGCUAGCUUUGAAGACUUCACACCAUCAUUUGGAAACCUUACAUUUGCAGAUGGGCAGGCUACAGGAGAAAUAGAAAUUACAAUCACAGAUGACAGUGAAGUUGAAUUCCUUGAGAUAUUCAAGAUUGCCCUGGUGAGGGUAACAGGUGGUGCAAGACUUGGGGAUGACACCCUGGUAACUGUUGCUAUUCCACCAAAUGAUUCCCCUGUUGGAGUAUUUGGAUUUGAAGAAAAGACUGUAACAGUGAAGGAACCUCAGACACCUGAUGACUCUGCUGCAGUUGUAUUGCUCACUGUAAGUCGAAGUCAAGGAGGACAAGGAGAAGUUAAAGUGUUAUGGAUUCUUGAGGAAGCUGCCAGAUAUGAUCUGACCCCUCUGAAUGGUACCCUUCAAUUCAAUGAGACUGAAUCUCAGAAGCUGAUUGUUUUACAUGCGGUACAAGAUGGUCUACUGGAGGGGAAUGAAACAUUUACCAUUCAGCUAGUCUCUACUGGUGAUGCAGAAAUAUCCCCUGUAAAUGGUGUUGCAACCAUCAUUAUUGUGGGUGACAAAGGAGCUUCUGGGGUGGUUGGGAUAGCCCAUUCAUCCAAGCAUGUUCUGAUUGGAGAACCAUCAGGAAAUUAUAACGGAACUGCUCUAAUUAGCCUGACACGUGGCCCAGGGAUUUUUGGUGAGAUCAUAGUAUAUUGGAAUAUAACACCUCCUCAUCACACAGAAUUUAUUGAGACAUCGGGGACCUUGACAAUGCGAGACAGGCAGUCUGCAGCAGUUGUUCUAAUACAGGCUGCAGAUGACAACCGUCCUGAGGAGAAGCAUUACUACCAGUUUCAACUAACUGGAAUUAGUGACGGAGGACUCAUAAAUCAAUCUAGCAGCACAGCAAAUAUUACCAUGGCUGCCAGUGAUUUUCCAUAUGGAGAGUUUACAUUUUCACAGGAACUAUUGCAAACAACAGAAGAAGAAAAAUGGGUUAACAUCACUAUUGUGCGUUCCAGGGGAUCCUAUGGCAAAGUGCAUCUUUGCUUUCAGAUAAUAAAUGGGACUGCAGAGGAGGGAAUUGAUUUCACUCCCAUAGUAGGGGAAUUGUUGUUUGAACCACAUGAGAAGAGUAAAAUGAUUUUGGUUGAAAUUCAUGAUGAUGACUUUCCUGAAGGUCCUGAAGACUUUUCAGUGAUGAUUAUCAAAGUGGAACUCCAAGGAAGUGGAUUUGAUUUUACUGUAAAAGAAAAUGGUCUACAGAUUGAUCAACCUCCAGUAAUAGGAAAUAUCUCCACAGUACGAGUCACUAUAGCAAAAAGUGAUAAUGCAGAAGGCAUCAUAGAAUUUGAUCCACAGUAUAUCCUUCUACAGGUGGAAGAGGAUGCUGGAUUAAUCAUGAUUCCUGUUGUGAGAAAGCAUGGAACGUAUGGCUAUGUAACAGCUGAUUUUCUUUCUCGAAGCAUUUCUGCACUUCCCGGUGGUGUUGACUAUGUCAUCCAUAAUAAUUCUGUCAUUUUUUAUCAUGGCCAGAACCAGACUUUUAUUUAUAUCUCUAUUAUAGAUGAUGAAGAAAGUGAAUUUGCAGAGCAAUUUGAAAUCCAGCUGACAGGAGCCACUGGUGGAGCAGUCCUUGGGCUCCACCUAGUGAGCCAGGUCACCAUUGCUAAAAGUGACUCCCCCCAGGGCAUCGUCCGAUUUCUAAACCAAAGUCGAAUUAUUAUUCCCAAUCCUGAUAGACCCACGACAGUGUCCCUGAUGCUGGAAAGGACUGGAAGAUUGUUAGGGGAGACACAGAUUAAUUGGGACAUCUUGGGACCCAAUUCAGAAGAGGUUUUAUCUCCCCUGAAUAGUGACAUUGGUGACCCAGUGAAUGGAUCGUUCUAUUUUGGAGAAGGAGAAGGAGGUCUGAGAGCUAUUAAUCUACAACUCUAUCCUCAUGAAGAAGUUGAAGUUCAGGAGAUCUUCAUUGUUAGACUGAGCCUUAUGAAAGGUGAAACAGAAAUAGAUCCUAAGGCAAGCAACAUUACACUAAUAAUACAGAAGUUUGGUGAUCCCAAUGGAAUUGUACAGUUUGCUCCUGAAUCGUUAACUGAGAAUAACUAUACAGAACCCUUAGCAGUGGAAGGGCCCCAAAGUAUUACGCUGUUUAUCAGACGAAUUCAAGGCACUCUGGGAAACAUAACGGUUUACUGGGAAUUACAUAGUGAAUCUGACAUCACAGGUGACUUUCUUAGGACAGAAGGAUCUGUUGUCAUUGCUGACCAGCAGACUACAGCUGAGAUAAUUAUCUACCUGUUACCUGAUGAUGUUCCAGAACUGGAUGAAAACUAUGUGGUGCGGCUGAUUUCAGUAGAAGGUGGAGCAGAUUUAGACCAAGAGAAAAGUAUUUCAAAGAUCAAUGUUUUUGCAAAUGAUGAUCCCUAUGGAGUGUUUGCCCUGUACUCUGAUCAGCAGUCAGUAUUAGUAGAUAGAAACCUGGAUCGAUAUGUUCAGAUUAAUGUAACUCGGCAUGCUGGGGCAUUUGGAGAAGUGAUCGUUGAGUACCGUAUCUUGUCUCAUCAUGAAGAAGCGCUAAUUGCACCUGAGAAUGAUGUGGGAUACCUCACAGUAAACGAUGGUGCCAGUUUUGGAGUGAAAAGAGUGCCAAUAAGCAGCCAGGCAUUUAUUUUACUGGGCUUGAAUUUUACGCUGGAACUGAUUAAUGUAAGCCUGGUUAGGGGACGUGCCAAGGAUGUGCCUAAAAUAUCAGGAAAUGCAAAGUCAGCUGUUCUGCUUAUUCCUGAGGAAGCUGCCAAUUCACAGGUUGGCUUUGACUCUGUGAUUUUACGACUUACAGACAUUGUAGCAGGGACAGGCCAGGCUGUGAUAACCAGAAAAGGAGUUUAUGGCUCUGUAAUAGUUAACUGGAGUUCAGGAUAUCCACCAGACCUAAUCACUGACUUUGCUCGGCCAGGCAAUAUUACUCCUCCAUUUGGUACUGUUAUAUUUUCCUCUGGUGAGCAAAGUAAAGUGAUUUCAUUUCAGGCUACUCCAAGCCUAAAUAAACAUGAGUCAUUUGCCAUCACUUUAACAGCAGUGCACAGCAAUGUGUCUGGUGGGGCUCGCCUGAGGUCAGGAUUUACGAUAGCUGAAGUUGAGCCAAUGGGGAUCUUCCAGUUUGCUCUUAACUCAAGAUCUGUUUCUGUUGAAGAAGAUGUUCAGGCAGUCACAUUACAUGUGCAAAGAUUAUUUGGUUUUCAAAGUAAUCUCACUAAAUUAACAUAUCAGACCAUUCCAGGAAGUGCCAAACCACUAGAGGACUUUAUACCCAUUGACAAUGGAGAGCUUAUGUUUUUAUAUUUUCAGACAAACGCUGUGAUAGAAAUACCAAUAAUUGAUGACACUGUGUCUGAAAUGGAGGAAUUUUUUUUUGUAAAUUUGACUGCUGUGGAAAUUUUGGAUGUUCAGUCUGUGAAUCCUGACUGGAGUCCACGUUUGAAUCCAGCUUUCAGUGUUGCAACAGUUAAUAUCCUGGCUAAUGAUAUUCUUCAUGGAAUACUAAGUUUGGGACCGGAGUUAGUUUAUGUUGAAGAAGAUGCAAACAACAGUACCCCCAACACAGUGAUACUUCAUAUCAGAAGGACCAAGGGUUUUACUGGUGAUAUUGAAGUAACUGUUAAAACCUUUGGGGGAGUGAGUGCACAGAGUGGAGUAGAUUCAUAUCCUUUUGGAAACGUUUAUAGAAAAUCAAACUUCACAUGGGCAAUGGAAGGAGAAGAUUUUGAGGAAAAGUCAGUAUCUCUGACUUUGCUGGAUGGAGAAAGAGAAAGCAAGAUGUCCAUAAAAAUAUUUGAUGAUGAUGAGCCUGAAGGACAGGAGUUGUUUUAUGUUUUCCUCUCAGAUCCUCAAUGUGGAGCUCAGAUUGUGGAAGGAAAGGAUGAAUAUGGAUUUUCUGCUUUUGCAACAGUAAUUAUUGCAGGAAGUGAUCUCCAGAAUGGCAUUUUCGGAUUCAUUCCAGAAGUACAAAGCGGUCUUGUACUUGAUGAAGACUCAGAAAACAGAGAGGUGCUGCUGAUUGUUGCAAGGCAACCAAACAGGGCUUUUGAAGAUGUGAAGAUAUUUUGGCGUGUGACCUUUAAUAAAACAGCUGUUGUCCUUCUGAAGGAUGGCAUGAACUUAGAAAACGAACUUGUAUCUGUGCUGGGAGCCACUACCUGCAUGGCAGGUCAAACAAUAUGCAACAUCUCCAUUGAAAUAAAACCUGAUAAUGUACCUGAAUUUGAAACAUACUUUUUUGUUGAGCUGUAUGCUGUAAGCACAGGAGCUGCAUUGAACAGCAGUGCCAGAUUUGCUUUUAUAACAGUCCUUGAAAGUGAUGCUCCUCGUGGCUUAGUAUAUUUUGCUGUGGGAUCUCGUUUUGCUGUGGCUCACAGGAAGACAACUUUAAUCAGUUUGCAAGUGCUUAGAGAUUCUAGUACAUCAGUAACCACAAUGGUUAGCUACAACUUGCAGGAGCUACAAAAACCUGAACCUAUUGGUCGAACCUUCAUAUUUCCAGCUGUGGCAGGACAAGAUUUUGCCAGAUCUGAAGGUUUAUUGACUUUUGAACCUGGACAGAGAAAUACAUUUCUGGAUGUGACCCUGACUCCAAAGACAGGAUCUUUAAACCCAUUUCCUAAACGUUUCCAGGUUGUAGUUUCUAAUCCCACAGGCGGUGCCAGAGUAGAUGACAUGUAUGGUAUUGCUAAUGUCACCAUUGUCUCAGAUUUGGAAUCCUUGCCAGUUUGGGGGCUGAUUGAUCAACUGCAUCAGCCUCUUGAUGACACCAUUUUACUCAGAGUCCUCCAGAAUCUGAAUAUCAAAGUGGCUAUGGAAAACACAGAAGAGCAGCUUACUGCUGUGAUGCAUAUAAUAGAUAAGGUUGCAGAUGUAGGUGAAAAACAGUUACUCACUGAUAAAAGUAGAAGUCUUUUCUAUGAGAUACUCUGUGCUCUGGCUAGCCCAAAACGCGAGGACACACGAGGAUAUAGUGUGCUUGCUGAGGUCACCGAGAAGUUUGCUUUUUCCCUGUUGACUGGGAUAAUGUGUGGAUCACCAGGAGAAAGAGGUAAAAAUAUCCUUGACAGCUGCCCAUACAUUUCAAUAAUGGCUCACAAGUGGUUUCCUCAGCAAAUCAAUGGACACAGAUUUGAUGGAAAAGAUGGGGAUUCUAUUCAAGUACCUGAACAUUUACUAGAGGUCUCUGUUGUAUUAUCACCUCCUCAAGAAGAGAGCUGUGAAUCUGUACAGUUCACAGAAUACAGCAGUCAGCAGUGGUUCCUUACUGGAGAUAAAGAACUUGCCCUGAAGAACAAGGUUUUUUCUAUGAGUUUGAAGGGUUGGAGGUCACACCCUUUGAAAGAUAGCAAUGAAGUAAUUUAUCGGAUUUAUGCUACAGGAAAUCGAAUUCUUCCACAAAAGUCUCUAUGUCUCCUCUGGAAUCAAGCGGCUGAAAGCUGGCUGUCAGAUAGCGAGUUCUGCAAAGUGGUGGAUGACACGUCAGACUAUGUGGAAUGCUCUUGUUCUCAUAUGUCCAUUUAUGCAGUUUAUGCCCAAACAGAUAACUUGUCUUCAUACAAUGAAGCUUUUUUCUCUUCUGGAUUCAUCUGCAUUUCAGGUUUCACUUUGGCUAUUAUCUCCCACCUUUUCUGCACCAGGUGUGCAAUGUUUGCAGCUAAACUUCUCACUCACAUGAUGGUUGCUUGUUUGGGUACUCAGAUAUCAUUUCUGGCCUCUGCAUACAUCAGCCAACAUCUCUCAGAGGAAAGCUGCUCUGCCCUUGCAUCUGUUACCCAUUACCUUUACCUCUGCCAGUUCAGCUGGAUGCUUAUUCAGGCUGUUAAUUUCUGGUACGUCCUGGUGAUGAAUGAUGAACACACAGAGCAGCGCUAUUUGUUUUACUUCCUUUUGAGUUGGGGGCUUCCAGCUUUUGUUGUGAUCCUGCUUUUAAUUAUCCUGAGAGGAAUCUAUCAUCACAGCACAGCACAGAUUUAUGGCCUUGUCUACAGUGAUCUGUGCUUCAUUCCAAAUGCCUACGCUGCUCUCUUCACCGCUGCUCUGGUGCCAUUAAUGUGCUUGGUAGUGGUUUUUGUGGUGUUCAUCCACGCCUACCAGGUGACCCCACAAUGGAAAGCGUAUGACGAUAUUUUCAGAGGAAGAACAAACGCUGCAGAGAUCCCCUUAGUCUUGUACCUCUUUGCCCUGAUUUCUGUCACCUGGCUGUGGGGAGGACUGCACAUGGCUUACCGGCACCUCUGGAUGUUAGUCUUCUUCAUCAUCUUCAACAGUCUGCAGGGUCUUUAUGUCUUUGUGGUAUAUUUUAUCCUGCACAACCAACUUUGCUGUCCUGUGAAAGCAAGUUAUACCGUAGACAUGAAUGGGCAUACAACUCUGGGUUCAGCUUUUUUCACACAUGACAGUGGUCUGCCGGCUGCAGGUGGAGAGAUCAGCAAGUCCACUCAGAACCUCAUCAGUGCUAUGGAAGAGGUGCCUGCAGACUGGGAGAGGGCAUCCUUGCAGCCUGCUAGUCAAGCUAGUGCUGCCUUUAAGCAGAGUCCACAAAAUGGCAAUGCUUUCCACCCUUCUGGAGGAUUUAGUACCAGCUCAUUGGUUGCUGAUGAGGAAUCACAGGAGUUUGAUGACCUAAUAUUUGCUUUAAAGACUGGUGCAGGUCUCAGCAUCAGCGAUAAUGAAUCUUGUCGUGGCAGCCAGGAUGGUGGCAGCAUGGCUAACUCCCAGAUUGUAGAGCUUAGAAGAAUACCCAUAGCAGAUACUCACCUCUAACUCCAUGGCUUGCUUGGUUUUUUGUUGUUGUUGUUGUUGUUUUUUUUAAUUCAAGCCUCAGUAUUUUUAUAUUUGUACUUCCUUUUGCACUAAAACACUAUAUGAAACUGUGUAGUAGAAUGCUGUGAGCUUUACUGAAUGUUUAACAAGGAAUGUUUGCUUGAGGUUUUGUAUAUCAGAAAA